Nycticebus coucang (slow loris) is the source of this 996-nucleotide messenger RNA. RefSeq names its product taste 2 receptor member 8 (gene TAS2R8). NCBI's taxonomy places the organism in Eukaryota, Metazoa, Chordata, Mammalia, Primates, Lorisidae. Gene Ontology annotation, cellular component: membrane. Gene Ontology annotation, biological process: sensory perception of taste; detection of chemical stimulus involved in sensory perception of bitter taste; G protein-coupled receptor signaling pathway. The record is from RefSeq and is a predicted model, not a curated record. Gene Ontology annotation, molecular function: G protein-coupled receptor activity; bitter taste receptor activity.
AUGUUUCUUGCUGAAGAAAACAAGAAUUAUUUUAUUAUCCUAAUUCCUAGAGAAUUCAUAAUAGGAAUGUUGGGGAAUGGAUACAUUGCACUAGUUAACUGGAUUGGCUGGAUUAAGAAGAAAAAGCUCUCCUCAAUUGACUUAAUCCUCACCCAUCUAGCUAUUUCCCAAAUUUGCUUGAUGGAUGCAAUGGUUCUGCGUGGCAUAUUAAUAGUACUUCACACAGAUGUUUAUGAAAGUAACAAACUCAUGAUUGUAAUUUAUGCCUUCUGGACAUGCGCCAACUACUUAAGUUUGUGGUUUACCACUUGCCUCAUAUCUUCUAUUUUUCUUAAGAUAGCAAAUUUCUCCCUUUUUCUCUGGCUGAAGUGGAAAAUUGAGGUGGAUCACUGGAUCCUGAUGGGGUGCCUUGCCAUUUCCUUGCUGGUCAGCUUUAUAAUAGCAUUGGUACUGAAUUUUGAUGAUAGGUUUUGUAAAGUUGCACAACAUCAAAGAAACAACACUGAAAUGUUCCAUGUGAGAAACUCCUCAUACUUGGAGCCAGUAACUCUCUUUCGCCUGCUUGCAAGUGUUCCAUUUACUGUGUCACUGAUCUCACUGUUGCUUUUAGUAAGAUCCCUGUGGAGACAUACUAAGCAAAUGAAACUCCAUGCCACAGGCUAUCGCGACACCAGCACAGAGGCCCAUGUGAGAGCCGUAAAAGUCAUGACGUUUCUCUUCUUCCUUUUUAUAUAUUAUGUGUUUUCUCUUUUGCUGACCUUUAGUUAUUUUAUGACAGAAUACAAGUUAGUCAUGAUGUUUAGUGAGAUUUUAACAACUCUCUACCCACUGGGUCAUUCGCUUAUUUUAAUUAUUGUAAGUGACAAGUUGAGGCAGGCAUCUUUCAGAAUGCCCAUGUGGAGAAAAAUAGCCCGCGAGAGGGGAGAUCUUAGUUUUACAAAUGGACUUGGAAAGCAAAUCUUAUUACCUAAUUUUAAAAAUACAACUCUCUUAUAG